CCCAUACUGUGGUGGUUGUUACCUACAUCACCGUGAGCCGAGAAGUCUGUUGUCCGGAAAGGGGACAGUCGGCUUGGAAAAGGACCAGGGACUCUUCCCAGGAAGAGGCCAGGACAGCGGAACCAGAGAGUGUCCACCAUUUUUCCUUCAAGGGACAAUGACUCAGGCCCUGGGAUCAGUGUCUUUUCAAGAUGUGACUGUGGGCUUCAGCUGGGAGGAGUGGCAGCAACUGACCCCAGCACAGAGGAUGCUGUACAGGGACGUGAUGCUGGAGAACUACAGCCACCUGGUGUCUGUGGGAUCUCCAGUUCCUAAGCUAUAUUUGCCUUUCAAGUUGGAGCGAGGAGAUAAUCCAGGAAUGUUUGAAGGGAAAAUUCCUAGUGAUCCUUGCCCAGAUGAAGAAUUUAGACUUAGAACCACAAAAGUGGGAAUUACUGGAGAAUGUUUAUUCCCUUUUGAGGUCAUGGAUCAGUUCACAAGGGAUGCUUCACUUUGCUCCAUUAUAGAAGACUGGCAACUCAUGGCAAACCAUGGUAAAUUUUUUGGUCAACUUGGUGGUACAUCAGAACCUAAUAUGCAUCAGAGAAAUCAUACAAAGGUAAAACCUUAUGAAUGUUCUAAAUGUUUGAAAGCCUUCUCUCAGAAAGCAAGUCUUGUAAGGCAUCAGUUAAUUCAUACCGGUGAGAAACCCUUUGACUGCAAUGAAUGUGGAAAAGCCUUCAGAAGUAAGUCAGAACUCAUUAGACAUCAGAAGAGUCAUAUUGGGAAUAAACCCUAUGAAUGUGCAGAGUGUGGAAAUGGCUUUUCUUGUAAGGCAGAUCUCUUGACACAUCAGAAAAUUCAUACUGGAGAGAAACCCUAUGAAUGUACUGAGUGUGGAAAAGCCUUCUCAUUUAAGUCAGAUCUCCAGAAGCAUCAGAAGGUUCAUACCAGAAAGAAACCUUAUGAAUGUACUGAAUGUGGGAAAGCCUUCUCCCUAAAAGCACUCCUUAUUAGGCAUCAGGUAAUUCAUACUGGUGGGAAACCCCAUGAAUGUAAUGAGUGUGGGAAAGCUUUCAGCUUAAAGUCAGAACUUGUCAGACAUCAGAAGAUUCAUUCUGGGGAGAAGCCCUAUGAAUGUAGUGUGUGUUGGAAAGCCUUCUCCCAGAAAGGAAACCUCAUCAAGCAUCAGUUAAUUCAUACUGGUGAGAAACCACAUGGAUGUAAAGAAUGUGGGAGAGCCUUCAGAAGUAAAGUACAACUCAUUAGUCAUCAGAAGAUUCAUACUGGGAUGAAACCCUAUGAAUGUGCAGAAUGUGGAAAGGGCUUUUCUCAUAAGGCAAGUUUCCAGACACAUCAGAAAAUUCAUACUGGAGAAAAACCCUAUGAAUGUGCUGAGUGUGGAAAAUCCUUUUCAUGGAAUUCAGAUCUCAGGAAGCAUCAGAGAAUUCAUACUGGGGAGAAACCCUAUGGAUGUGCUGAAUGUGGAAAGGCCUUCUCAUGUAAGUCAGUUCUCAGAGAGCAUCAGAAAAUCCAUACUGGAGAGAAGCCCUAUGAAUGUACCGAAUGUUGGAAAGCCUUCAGCAGGAAAUCAAAACUAAUCAGACAUCAGAGGACUCACUCUGGAGAGAAACCCUAUGAAUGUACUGCAUGCUGGAAAGCCUUCUCCCAGAAAGGAUACCUCAUCAAGCAUCAGUUAAUUCAUACUGGUGAGAAACCACAUGAAUGUAAAGAAUGUGGGAGAGCCUUCAGAAGUAAAAUAGAAGUCAUUAGACAUCAGAGGAUUCAUACUGGGGAGAAACCCUAUGAAUGUGCAGAAUGUGGAAAGGCCUUUUCUCGUAAGGCAAGUCUCAAGACACAUCAGAAAGUUCAUACUGGAGAAAAACCCUAUGAAUGUGCAGAGUGUGGAAAAUCCUAUUCAUGGAAUUCAGAUCUCAGAAAGCAUCAGAGAAUUCAUAUUGGAGAAAACCCUGUGAAUGUGCUGAGUGUGGAAAAUCCUCAUGUUAGUCAGUUCUCAGAGAGCAUCAGAAAAUCCGUACUGGAGAGAAACCCUGUGCAUGUACUAAAUGUUGGAAAGCCUCUCAGAAAACACCUCAUUAAGCAUCAAUUAGUAAGUACUAGUGAGAAACACCAUGAAUAUGAGUGUGGAAAGCCUUUAUCAUGAAGUCAGUACUUGUCAGACAGUGGAAUACUCAUGGUGGGGAAAAACCCUUUGAUCAUACUGGGUGUUGGAAAGUCUUCUCCCAUAAAACACACUCCAUGAGGAUCAUUUGUGAAAAUCCUCAAGGUAUUGCCUGGAAGAGGCUUAAGAAAUAGAAUGCAUCAGAGAAUCCAGUGUGGGAAAAAUUGUGACUGUGCUUAAUAUGGGAUGGCCUGCAUUUGGAAGUGAGAACCAGUUACCCUUUAUAGAAUUCACACAUAAAUGUUCUGAAUGUAGAUGUCUUAGAACUGUUACAAAUACCACACAGUGGAUUGACUUAAUAGGAAUUUAUUGGCCCAUGGUUUUGAGGCUAGAAGUCUAAAAUCUAGAAAUCAGCCAGGUUUGCUUCCUCCCAGAAGACUGCAGUGUAGUAGUACUGGCUGCAGGCAGUCCUUGGAGUUACUUGGCUUUCCUGUCACAUGGCGAUGUCCUCUUCUUCCUCUUCAGGUUCCCACCAACUUCCUCCUCCCUGUUGCCUUAUAAGGCCUCCAGUAAUCCAGAUCAAGACCUACCCUGAUCCGGUUUGCCAUACCUUCACUAAAGUUAACAUCUUCAAAAGGUCCUAUGUAUAAUGGUUUCACACCCACGGGGAUGUGGAUUAAGAUUAAGAACAUGUCUGUAUUGGAGUAAAUAAUUCAGCCUACCACAGUGGAACAAUGAAUGAUAUAGCUCCAAUCUUCUUAAACUAGGAAACUUAUAUGAGGAAGAAACUGUCAUGUUGGUGUAUUUAAAAAAGCACUCUUAAAGAAACACUUAUAAGGGAUGUGAUUCCAAACUUCUUAUGGAAAAUUAAGGGAAACAAUUCUAAGUUAUAAUUUUAUUCACUGUGGAGUAUGAAGCUUGUCAAAGUAAAAUCAGUUGGAACAACACGGUAAUCAAUUCCAUAUCUGGACGGUUCCCAAAUAAUAGAAUUUAUAUUUCUAGAUACAUUAUAUAAAAUAUCAUAAUGUUGGGAAUUUCUUAUGUAAAUUUUACGUAAUUGUGACAAUAAAAUUCCUCUGUUGAGUACAUAGAAUUACUUAUAUCAUGUUUGUAUUGAGCACUGCCAUUUAAAAUUGUAAAUAAAAUAUACUGGUGUAAUGUGUUUGUUGUUAAAUUGUAAAAUAAAUACCAGAUUUCCAAUUAGAUAUAGUAAAUUGCUCAAAGAGGCAUUGUCCCUGGGAACCCUCUAGAAUGAUGUAAGGUAUUUAACAGAAAUAAAACCUACCACUAAAGAUGAGAAAGGAAAAGAGAUUCCAACAACUGAGAAAUUUGAACAAAUAUAGGGAGUAUGGAAAGAAGUAGUGACGAAGGAAGCCACAUCCUUGAGUGUGCAUGUCAUGAAUAGGAUUUAAAAUGAAUCUGCCCAGAAGAACCUCAAAAUGAUCUGAGCCUCAAACACUAUGAAGCAAUGUGGAAAUAAAAUAUGUUGCUGAUAAUGGGGAGUAAUUGCAAGUUUGGAGAGGAAUUUACCCAUUCUAAGCACGACCUGCCUGAGCAGGUAUCUCCCUUCACAGAAUGAAAAAUCAGAGUCCAUUUCUAAAGAAACGUGACGACUCCAGAAGAAAGCUCUCUGCGUUUGGAAAUUUUAAUACCCUUCCAAUAGAAAACCUGAUUUUCCACCAAAACAUCCUAAAGUGAAUUACACAUAUGUAGAACUCCCUAUCAGUUUUCUGUGGCAUCACUUUUAAAUCUACAUAGGCAACCUCAUAAAAAACUCUUGAGAUCCUUCCAGUAGGAGUGGGAACAAGCAAAGAGAAGUAGCUGACAUCCACAUAGAGAUAAUCCAGCUAAUGGAGAAUUGCUUUAAAAUACCUAAUAUUCUCAGAGACAUUUGAUAAUGUAAGUAAUGGACUAGGCAAAACUAUGAUAUAAAAACAACGUGAUUGGUACAUGAAGGAGCUUUUGGAAAUUAAGAUAAAAGUAUCAAAUUCAAUAGAAGGCCUAGAAGAUAUAUUUGAUUCUUUGAUGAAAGUGGAAAUGGCCAGAUCUCUCCAUUGUAAAGGUACGUUUUCCCUUUAUAAUUAGUUCAUCUGUGAUGUGAUAUUUUGAGACCAUAUGAAUAUUCUGUUUUUUACCCAGUGAUUAAGCACAUAUUGAUAAUUCUUGCCUUAAUAAAGUACAUUAAAUAUUGCAAACUGG
Choloepus didactylus (southern two-toed sloth) is the source of this 4300-nucleotide messenger RNA. Its product is annotated as zinc finger protein 345-like. Bases 158 to 2143 code for a protein of 661 amino acids. Gene Ontology annotation, biological process: central nervous system development; regulation of transcription by RNA polymerase II. Lineage: Eukaryota; Metazoa; Chordata; Mammalia; Pilosa; Megalonychidae. The transcript has 5 exons. Gene Ontology annotation, molecular function: RNA polymerase II cis-regulatory region sequence-specific DNA binding; DNA-binding transcription factor activity, RNA polymerase II-specific. The record is from RefSeq and is a predicted model, not a curated record. Gene Ontology annotation, cellular component: nucleus.